This is a messenger RNA of Hemicordylus capensis (graceful crag lizard), 6044 nucleotides long. It is a transcript of the gene C16H1orf167, whose product is annotated as chromosome 16 C1orf167 homolog. The coding region runs from base 270 to 4817 and encodes 1515 amino acids. The record is from RefSeq and is a predicted model, not a curated record. NCBI's taxonomy places the organism in Eukaryota, Metazoa, Chordata, Lepidosauria, Squamata, Cordylidae. The transcript has 20 exons.
GAAAGGAAGGCGCGGGGAAUCGGUGGCUGGAAAGAGGCAACGGAAAAAACCCUGGCAUUUCCUUUUCGGGAGGGGGCAGUUCGCAAGGGACUCUCUUUCUUUCUUUCUCCCUCCCCACCUUGACAGAGAGCCCCGCCCCCGCUUGCCUCCCUUUCUCCUUUAGAAAUCCAGGUACUAGUAGCUAGCUACCAGGUGCAGGCAGGUUAUCUCCCCAGCAACAGGAUUUUAACAGACAGGACGAGAGAGGCAGUUGACCUGCUGUUGUCGGAAUGGCCUUCCCCGACUCUGGUCUGAAGGGACGGAGGCGUUUCCCUCGCGUGGGCGUGGAGAACCGAAGCCGAGUCUGGAGGGACAGGAGGAAAGAAAAUGUGCCUCCUCGUUUCAGCAGCCAUCUGAUGUCGGAACCAAGAAACGUUCAGAAGAACGUCAACAUUAACCUGUACCUGGACCCUGGAAGCCACGCUGACGCUUCUCGUUCUGCUGGUGCUGCCUUCUCAGUGUCGAACCAAAGUGAAGCAGUUGCCCAGGCAAGGCCACGGGAAGGGAACGGAGUCACCAGGCCACAAAAUCUGGUUCAGACCAACCUCUCCUGUGCUUACUGGCCUAUCCACAACACCGCCUCUGGCUUCUCCAACUCUUCCUCACGGCAGCAAAGCAACCUCGAGUCGAGGCUGCAGAGGUGUGGAUCGGAAAGCGUGGUCCGUGUCGGUCACCCUCGCCCUCGGACCGCCACGGAUCGUGGUCCGAGCCGCUCCUGCCCAGACAAAGUUGGCUUGAAAACAAACCCCCCAAAUGACUUCUCAGACAGAAGUCGGUGUUGGAGCAGGAAACCCACCGAAGGAUUUGAACCCUGUUCUCGUUGUGAUGUCCCCGAAAGGAGAAUGGAAAUAAAAGACCAAUGUGCGUUGAAACCACCUCUGGGUUGUGUCUCUGUAUCCAAAAGGAGCUGUGGAAAUCUCCGGGCCCAUGGUGAUUCCUCUCCUCUGACCCAAUUGUCCGUGAUCGCCUCUGAGGGAUCCCUUUCCCCUGAUGCUUCUCCCAGCAAAAGAGCCAACCUCUCGGCUUCUGGGCCUGCCCUCACCUUGGAGCAGCUGAACUCCUCCACUUUGAUCGAGAUCGAUCCCUCCUCUGCAGUGCUCCAGGCCCUCUUACGGUCGUCGCGGACGUCUGCCAAACUGCACGGGUCCAUCCAACGGCUGAAGGAAGAAGCGGCCACCAUGGGGGCUUUGGGCUCCUCCCCCUGGGAGACCAAGUCUCCUCCGUUUUCGUGCCGGCCACGCCUGGAUCCUCGGGUCUCGACCUCGGCCGUGCUGGGCCUCAUAGAAGAGAGCUCUGCCAAGCAGGCCAGUGCGAAAUGGCGGACCCCCUUUGCGAAGGGUUGGGGUCUCGGUCCCGCAGCGGGCGCUUUGCGAGACGCCGAACCCCUCCCUUUUGGCUACAGAGCCAAGAACGCCCAGUUUUAUGAACGCCCAACAGAAACCUUGGGCCAGUGCUGGCCAACCCCUUUCUACGGUGGUGCCGGUUCAACCACGCUGGCGUUUCGGGCAGAAGAAAGUUAUCCUAUUCCCAACCCCCCCGGUUGCUACCUCGGUUGUUGCUCAGGGGUGCAGAAGGUUCCGGAAGGGAAGGGGACGCGUGACCCUCUAAACAGCCUCUACCACCCAAGGGCCCUUGAUCCGGAAGAACUUUCAUCCAGGCCGUUCCGUCGCUCUGAGUUGGCUCACGAGAACCUUCCUCCUUUUGAUGGGCUGGAGCUGUCCUUGGAGACGUUGUGUGCUGGGACUCCGGUGAACAUGGGGGUGGCUGUGUACGGCCCCCAAAGGGAAGUGCUCUUGACCAUGGGUUCCCCCAGAGAUUCACGGUUCAUUCUGGCCCAUCGCUUUGGUGUUGUAUCUGAAGACCCCGAAGUCCGCGGACCUCAGGGUGAACCAGGUGGAGCUUAUGGGGGUCCAGUAACCACAUAUUCUGCGGACGAUUCUGCCCCAUUUCCCCCUCAUAAAUCUUGUCCUUUUGGGGUGGUGGGCAGAAAAGGUCUUAGGGAAUAUUCACGGGCGGCCGCUGGCACAACAGAUGGUAUAGACCCCACCGGAGUUGGGGAAAGUUCUUCCAGUUCCCAGAAUUCUCUCUGCGUGGACAUCUGGCCCGGCGCGAAGGCAGACCAAAGCAAGGCGUCCUUUACGGAAAAGACUGCUAAACUGCCCCACCUCGAAGAGAGACGCCGUGUGAUGGGUGGCGGGCCAGAGGAGGAGCUGGAACCAGAGGACAGGUCGACAGACGGGAACGGGAAAAGGCCUUUGCUGCUGCUGGGGAAAUGUUUCCGGGUCUGGCACCGCCACGUUUCCGAGAAGGCGGCUGCCGCUCGGGCGCUGUACAGGCGACAGCUGCUGCGGAAAGGGCUCAGCGCCCUGAAGUGGGCGGUGCAACUCGGGGACGACCGAUUGGGCGUUGGCCAGCGGGGACACGCCCGGGCGGUGCUGGCUGCCAGUUUCCGCCGAUGGCGGGAUGCGGCCGCAAAGCAACAGAGAGAGGCCACGUCACAGAGGGAAGCAGAGGCCCAGACCACGGAUUCCCCAGCUCUUCUGGAAAGAGAGAGGAUCACAAAACGUCCUUUCUUCUGCCAGCUCUCUGCAGAGCACCUGAAAGAGGCUGCCCAGUACAGCAGGGCCGAAGGGAACCUGUGGAUACAGCACCAUCUCACCCAGGGGGAAGACCAGCUGGGCCAAAAGAUCCAGGCCGUUCGGGAUGUGAGGCGGCUGGCUGCAGCUUUCAGACUGUGGCGCCUUCAGAAGGAGCGUCUGGACAAAGAGGAAGCCAGCGUCCGGGAAGUCCGUGCCAUCCUGGAGAAAAGGAGAUUGCGGGGCCUUUUUGAGCGGUGGCGUUCCCGCAGCUGUGCCAACCGGCGGAUCUUGCCGCUGGUGGCUCAGAUGCAGCGGCGGCUGGUUGGCCGAUGCUUCAGUGCCUGGAAGGGUUUUGCCGGACGGGAGGCACGGGGCCGGCGUGGCUUGGAAAUCCAGCGGCUCAGAUCCUUGAGGCUGCCCUUCCUGCAGUGGGCCCUGAUGGCGGCGUUCCGGGAGAGGGCCAGGAGGACGGUGUCGGAGCUGUUUACCCGGAGGCAGAGGACAUUCUGCGCCCGCUUCGACUUAGCUGCAGAUGCUCCGGUGACUCAGCCGUGCCCAAUAGUAGCGAGGUGGUCCCAGAGGAACGGAGCCGACGCUCUGGAAGGACUCUACCACGCACUAAGGUUGCAAGCGGCAUUUUGGACUUGGCGGGCGAGAUGGCGGGACCAUGAACAGGCGAACGCCUUCCGUCACGCGGUGGCACAACGGCAGCAGAGGGAGGCCCUGGAGUGCUGGCGCCAGAAGGCUCUCCGUGCGAAUUCUCUCGGGCCCUGCUCCAAGGACCUAGCCGAGGAACCUGUCCUGCCGUUGCUGGUUUCCGAGGAGUCCUCUCUGUCCUCUGGCUUCCAUAGCCAAGCGCCGACCCUGCCGGUCUCUGGAAGCUUCCUGGGCAAGGAGAAAAACAGCCUCAGUGGCAGUAGCUGGUCCAGCAUCUCCUCUCUGGAGGACUCUGGGAUCCUCCCCCAGCACGAUCGACCGUCUCCGUGGUGUGACCCUGACCCAGACGUUUGUAUCGAUACGACCGUAGCGUUCUGCGAUCCAGCCCGUCCUCGGGGAAUCUGCUGCGCUGGGGAGGAUCACGUUGUAAGAGAUCACUUCCAGCCUUUGGGGUCCUUUAGCCCGGACUGUGGGGCCCCAUCCUUUGCUGUUUCCUCAGCGUGGGAAGGAGCACGGUCUGGAGGGAAUCGAGCGGAGAAUCAGAGGCAGCUGCUGGAGAGAUGCUUUGCAAUUUGGGCGGCUCAUACCCGGCAGACCCUGAAGGCUGAGCUGCAUCACAGGCGGGCCCUCCAGUCCUGGGCUCUCAUCUCCUGGUCCGUGGCCACGGCCCACGCUUCCAUACGGCACAAGGCUCUAGUCCACUUUGAGGCCAUCCGGCUGUGGCGUCUCCUGGCUUCCUGCUUCGAGAAGUGGAAGGCAGAGUUCCUAAGAGCCGAGUGGCAGCGAAAAGAAGACCACCUUUGCCACAAACCCGUUAGGCGUGGCGCCCUGCAACGCUGGAGGAAGAUGGCCAGGAGUUACAGGGCCCUGCGCCUGAACUCGGUGAAGGAGGCCUGCAGCUACUGGACACAAGCAUCCGCCUUUCGCCAGUGCCGCCGCCAGUGGAGCAGCCUCGUCGGAGCCCGGAAGUUUGCAAAACUGCCGCUCGCUUGGGCGAACAAGCCAAGCAGAGAGAAACAGCGACACUCCAGAGUAGCCGUCGGUUCCAGGCUGACCCAGAGCUCCUUCUGCACGUGGCAGAUGAUCUACCGGUGCCAAAGCACGAUGCUGGGGUCCCCUCCAUGGCCGUCUCCGGGGAGUCUGGACGCUGCCGUUCGGAAAGGCGAGGAGGACCGGAUCCUAGGGAGCGAUACCGAAGUCGCUCCAGCCGUGGGUGACAGGCGGCGUCAUCUUGGGAGGAAAUAUCUCGGGCUGUGGAGGCACAACGUUCUUCUUCGCCGUUUCCGGAAUGCCUGCCGGAUACGCCUCUUGGCGAGGGCGUGGCUGUCCUGGAAAGAUGCCUGCCGGACAGAGCUGGUGGUGAAAACUCUGGUGAGGCAGAGGCUGGUGGAGUGGAGUUGGAAGACGUGGAGGCAACGCUGCCUGCGGAGUUGGGUGGCUGAGCGUUUCUUGGAGGCCCAGUACAGGCGCCUGCUUGUAGAGGCCUUCAGACAGUGGCGGCAGCUGGCUGCAUCUUGCGCAGAGGGCAGCGCGGACUUCUAGCAGAAUGGGACUCUCAUUGCUUCGAGGCCCUUUCAUGCUUUUCAGGGACACGCACACACAAGUCCGAUGCAAUAGAAAACCGGCCACGUCAAGGCCCACCUUGGCCUGCCCCCUACAGAAACCGGAGUCCCUCCAACCCGGUGGCCACGAGACGCCUGCAGGGUGUGCAUUUUGGACUUGGGGCAGGCUGGGGAUCGGGCAAUGGAUCCAGCCACAAAGGCUCUCUCGGAGCCACUUGGCUUUUUAGAAUUGCUCAUUAAACAGCCGCAAACCUCCGCCGGAAAGAAAAGAUGGCGUGGCGUCGACUCAUUCCCCGCCCCAGCAGCGCAAGACCAGGAAAACCGCCUAGCUCCUAACAGUUGCACACACCAGCUAGCCGCGGGGACGGCUUCCUUCCUCCUCUAUUUAGCCCACCCCGCCUGACUGGAGCACACACGGCUGUAUUUUUAGAGCUGCCUCGCAGCUGGAAAUCCUCACCGCCUCCACUCCGCACGUGGGCCCAUCCAUCAGGGCUUCAUUAGAUGCUUAGCUAAGCGGGCAACCUCUCCCCCUCCACAUGUCCCCCUGCUGAUUAGGCAGAUGAUGAAGAAGCCUGCUGGGAACAGCUGAGUUCCCGGUCAAAGGCUCCCCCCACCGGAUUUCUAGUCCCUCUGUCCUUAUUAGCGUCCCUGCAAUCAAGGGGAGGUUAAUCCCAAAGUUGCCUCGCAAUCUUGAGCCCGCCUGGAAUGUGGGGGCUGUGGAUAUUAUUUAUUUGAUUUAUAUACCACCCUUCCAGAAAUGGCUCAGGGCAGUGUAUAAUGCUAGGAUUCUACCCCAAGCAGGGGGGGAAAUUCACCGGGCGAAUUUCACCGGGGGGGGGGGGAAUUCACUGGGCGGAUUUCACCCAGAAUGUCGUAUCGUGCAGAGUUUUCAGCUGGAGAUUUCAGCCUAUACUGGGGUGCGGCGGGGAAGCACAAGUUUCUAGUCCUUAUGGGUAGGUAGUACCGGGUGAAACUGGGCAGGAUAAAGAGAGGGCUGGGGUUUCCAGGUCUGGGGAGAAGCAUAGAAUGGCACUUUAGUAAAGGCUGUGGGUGCUCAGGAGCUAGAUAUUGCCUGUAUUCACUCAAAUAGAAGAGGACUCCAAAUUAAACAUAGCCCCCUUUAAAAAAAAAAAAGAUUUAGGCAAAUAAAGUGAAAUGUAUGCAAGCAAAUCCAAAAUGCCAAAAAGAAAAAAUCCAAACAGAACCU